Chiloscyllium plagiosum (whitespotted bambooshark) is the source of this 3515-nucleotide messenger RNA. It is a transcript of the gene pofut2, whose product is annotated as protein O-fucosyltransferase 2. Gene Ontology annotation, molecular function: peptide-O-fucosyltransferase activity. Gene Ontology annotation, biological process: protein O-linked glycosylation via fucose. NCBI's taxonomy places the organism in Eukaryota, Metazoa, Chordata, Chondrichthyes, Orectolobiformes, Hemiscylliidae. The record is from RefSeq and is a predicted model, not a curated record.
GAGUUUAGCGACGCACCGCCGCCCCCUUACUUCCGCCCCUUUUGUCCUCCCCGCCCCCUCCUCUCCUGAGGGACGCGGCAAAAUGGCGCUGUUGCCCCCUGGCCUGGGUCUCCUCCUUGGCAUGGCGGCACUCGCUGGCGGCCAAUUCUACGGGGACGGGGGAGCUUUCAGCCCCGGGCAGACCGGCGGCAACGGAGCUUCGGUGGCUCAACGACGCAGAUAUUUAUUAUAUGAUGUGAAUCCACCAGAGGGAUUUAAUCUUCGUCGAGAUGUCUAUCUCCGUAUGGCGGGCUUAAUGGACACCCUGCUGAAGAGUGAAGAUUGGGUGCUGGUCCUUCCUCCCUGGGGGCAUCUCUACCAUUGGCAGAGCAAAGGUCUUAAACAAGUUCGCAUUCCUUGGUCUGCAUUUUUUGACGUGCCAAGCUUAAACAAGAACAUUCCUGUCAUUGAACAUGAGCAAUUUAUUGCAGAGUCUGGUGGCCCCUUCAUCCAGCAAAUCUAUGUUCUGCAGGGAUAUGCAGAAGGCUGGACAGAAGGGCACUGGGAAGAAAAGGUAGAUGAGCGACUUUGUAUUGAGGAUCUUCCCUACAGGAAUGACGAGCAGGGAUUUUACAGGGGCUGGUUUUGGGGUCAUGAGGAGACAAGAGGCCUCAGUGUUGCCUGCGUGUCUGUGCAAGGCUCAGCUUCCAUCAUGGUGCCAGUUCUUCUGAAAAACACCACUGCACAGUCUGUAAUGUUAGACAGAGCAGAAAACCUACUUCAUGACCAUUAUGCAGGCAAAAGUUACUGGGAUGCUCGGAGAAGCAUGGUGUUUGCCAAACAUCUACGUAUGGCCAGCGAUGAAUUUAGAGCAACAUACCUAAACUCUACAGAUGAAUUGGAUGAGACUAUUUACAAUGAGGACUGGACAAGGAUGAAGGUGAAGUUGGGCACUGCCAGGGGUGGCCCAUACUUGAGUGUGCACCUGCGGAGGAAGGACUUUAUCUGGGGCCACAGAAAGGAUGUCCCCAGCAUUAAAGGAACAGCUGAAAAGAUUCACAGCCUGUUGAAAGAGCUGAAGUUAGACAAGGUGUUUGUGGCUACUGACGCUGAUGAGGAUGAGCUGAAGGAGCUGAAACGCCGCCUUCCAAACAUGCUACGAUUUGAACCGACCCAGGAGGAACUACAGUUGUACAAAGAUGGGGGCGUUGCAAUCAUUGACCAGUGGAUCUGUGCCCAUGCCAGGUAUUUCAUUGGAACAUCAGUGUCAACAUUCUCAUUCCGUAUCCACGAGGAGCGAGAGAUUCUGGGCUUUGAUCCCAAAACCACGUACAACAGAUUCUGUGGUGAUGAAGAAAAGGAAUGUGAGCAGCCAACACAUUGGAAGAUUGUAUACUGAGCAGCAUGGACUCUCACUGUCAUAGGAAUUGAACCAUAUUGAGUGACAUCACGGAUUCAAAUUCACUCUUUAUAAGGAGGCCUUAUCUACAAUUCAACCACUUCCUUGAAGUUUAUAUUUUCCAAAGCUUUUUUUUUGGUCCAUCAAAAUACAUCCACCCUGGUGCCAAGGAAGCAAGAAUCCCAAAGCCAAGCUUUCCCAGCAGGAACCGCUGUUGGGUAAAGAUAAUGAAGUUGCCUUCUCUCAGUGGCUCCUGCCAGGAGUGUGAAGGGAUAAACACGAAAUAAUUUCUCAAAGUAGCAUGACAUUUCUCUACUCAUGCUCCCACAGAGCUGAAAUUCAACAUAGGUAUAAAAGGCAGCUUUAUCAUCCUUCUCUUAAUCUCUGUAAGACUGCUCCCUGGACUGGUUUCAAAAACAAUAUUAUUGCCAGGGUACACUCUUCUCUGCCAGUUUCGUUUAUUCCUGUGGCAAGUCUUCAACAUUGGUAAUUACUACUUGUAGAUACAAAAGACAUGUUUUACAAAUGUAAACUUAGCCUCACAGUAUUAGAAACAAAGAGACUCCUGCUGAAUGUAAUUGGCUGGUAGUGCAAUCAAUGAAAAUGACUAAGUGUCUGCUCUGGGUUCACCAGAGCCUAUAAAAUCCUUUAGUGCCUAAUAAAUUGAAUAAUUUCAGAUUCUCCAAGCCAGACAGAGGUCAUUUAUUGAGUUGUAAUCUAAUGCUUCUGUAUUUUUUGUUUAAUGUUCCCUUGGGCCGAAGUUUGAAUUUUCUUCCAUUCAGUUUUGCAGUGUUGGUGAUUCAGAAAUAUUUGAGUUGAGAACUAAUCCAAACAAAUUAAUCUGUCACAUUCCAAAAAUGGGUUCAAUCAUUAGUUCAUCUAGUUUCUUUUUAACUGAAGUACAACUUACGAAUGCUGUCUUUGUGAUAAUAUUCUGAAUUAGAAGGCAAGACUGACUUAUAAUCCAGGAUGAGUCAAAAGACAGUGACUUUAGUAUGGAUGUACCAAAGCCACACAGUUGCCCACUGUAGCCCUGAUCAUCUCCCAGAAAGAACUGCAACUCUGAACUACUGAAACCUACUUAACGGGACCCAUCUGGUCUGUAAGAAUUCUCAAACAUGAAGUAUUUUAUACUUUCAUUUUAUAAAUUGUGGGAUAUUAAAUGCUAUUUAUAUCAUAUAGUAUUUACACUGCUCUUAUUAUUUGGAGUUUUAUUUUGAUGAACUGUAUUCAUUUGUAGGAGUGAACAUGUUGCAUCUGUCAGCUGUCUUUGAGCUGUUGCAGUGGAAAGCAUUACAUUGACAGAUGUGUAUUUUAUUUUUUAAAAAAGUUAAAGUUUUUAGUGGAGAAAGAAAUGCAGUCCAGAGAGAGCAGAGAAAUAAACUUUGGUGUUUUAAAAACAGUUUACAUUACAGAAGUGGAUGUUCGGAAGGUCUUAGAGAAUAUAAAGGUAGAUAAAUCUUCAGGACCUGAGCUAAUGUAUCCCAGAACAUUGUGGGAAGUAAGAGAGGAAAUUACAAGACCCCUUGCUGAAAUAUUUGCAUCUAUAACUACGGGGUGAGGUACUUGAUGACUGGAGGGUUGUACCUUUGUUGAAGAAAGGUUGUAAGGAGAAACCAGAGGACUAUAGACCUGAGGGUCUGACUUGCUGUCAUCAGUAAAUUAUUGGCAGUGAUUAUAAAAGAUAGGAUUUAUGGACAUUUAGGCAAAACUUUUGAUCAGGGAUAGUCAGCAUGGUUUUGUGUGAGUAAAAUUGUGACUCACAAACUUGAUUGAGUUUUUUGAGCAAGUUACCAAAAAGGUUAUUGAUGGCAGAGCAGGAGAUGUUGUUUGGAUUUUAGAAAAGCCUUUGACAAGGUUCUGCAUGGUAGACUAAAUAGUAAAGUAAGGUCACAUGGGAUUCAGGGUGAGCUUCCCAAUUAGAUACAUAAUUGUCUUAACAGCAGGAGGCAGAGAAUAAUGGUGGAGGGGAGCCCAGGUGUCCCUGAAGGAGUUCAGUGUCCACCAAAACCCUCGAAUUUCAGGAAAGGGUGGGCACUGUAGAUGUUGGAGUGUAUUAUUUCCCACCCCCACUCUAUUUUGAUUUAAUCCCUGCGUCAUAUAAAAAGGCAUUUAGCAUGCUUGCCUUCAUUUUUUA